Cladocopium goreaui is the source of this 1413-nucleotide messenger RNA. Lineage: Eukaryota; Dinophyceae; Suessiales; Symbiodiniaceae. The record is from the annotation of a GenBank genome assembly.
AUGCCAUGCCCAAAUACUGAUCCAGUGGCAGCGCUUGAUUGGCUCUUCUCAUCUUUGGAGAAGGAUCUGAAGGAAUCGAAGAUGUGGCCGAUCCGAUUGAUGCAGCACAAGCAUCAAGACACACUGAGAAAUCUUCUUGCAAAGCAUUCGCAGCUCAUUGAAGAGAAGUAUUUUGUGCUCCAGCAGUGGAAGGUCCAGAAGGACGCUGGCCAAUCCCUGGACUUGGCCGUGCUCACCGGGGUGAUUGUGGAUGUGGCCUCUAUCCGUGAUGCUUACUUAGGUGAUGCUGCGGCCGCUGCAGGCCUUUCCAAGCCCAAAGGUGGCAAAAAGAGGAAGUCAGCUGAUGACACAAGCCAAGACCAUCGCUCGAAGAGACCUCGGCUCACUCCAUUUAUUUCCCCUCAUGUGCUGGAAGCUACCAAAGAGUAUGACUGCAGGAAACCAGUGACACCUACUCCUCUGGGGGAAUUGCUGCUUGAGAACUACGCUAGUGGCAAAAAUGCUAUGGCACGAGAAAAACAGUACCCAUGGCUGAAAGGUGACUACAGCUUCAUGUUGUCAAGCUUACAAGGGGACCUGAAAUGGGUGAACCACACCUACGGUUCCGCAGUCUACACAAUUCCAGGGGCACACCCCAAGAGGAUACUGCAUGAUAUGGCGCAUAGCCAAUAUCUUGGAACUGGAAAGACAUUGAACGGUGGCGCGCUGGUUGUGCUAUGUGAAACCGGCCUGUGGGGAAACAUGCAGGGGCCAGGCAAGUAUGAUGAAAAACUUCAAGUUGCCUUGCAAGAGGCGCACGCUGAUUUUCUUGCAUGGAAGAAGCAAAAUAAAAUUGCUUGUACCCAACCUCGUUUCACACUAGCUAGGGUGAAUAGACGACAUCGCCAAAUGUGGCCGGUUCUGAAUUCCAAAGCAAUUGCUGGAAAAACAAUUUCUUUUUUCCUCACAGAACGUGCUGUUGCUUGGGCAAACAGACCUAAUGCAACGCUGUUGGAGAAAACGCUGGCAACAUGCCUCUGGAGCUAUGCCCGGAUGGUAAGCGUCAUGGAUUCUGCCAAAAACAUUUUUACGGAGGCAGAAGCAGAGCAAUUUCAGGAACAUUGUUUUGUGCAUUUGCAAGCAUAUGCAAAUUUGAAUGUACAGGGCUUUAAGGCCAAAGGAAAAGAACCAGGAAGAAAUUGUUUUGUGUUGCUACCAAAGCACCACUUUUUGUAUCACGCAGGGGUUGACGCGAAGGAAACGCGAUUAAACCCAAAACAUUUUAUGUUGCUCAGUGCAGAAAGCUUUGUUGGCUACGUUGGGCGUAUUGGACGCCGCACGCAUCGUUCUUCGCUAACGUUGCGCACAAUUCAAAAGUAUUUGGCACUCAUGCACUUGCAUGUGCAAAGGUUGGAGAGGGGUGAGCAGAGUUAA